Molecule: messenger RNA, 354 nt
Organism: Vicia faba (fava bean)
Lineage: Eukaryota; Viridiplantae; Streptophyta; Magnoliopsida; Fabales; Fabaceae
Source: the annotation of a GenBank genome assembly
AUGAACCCUCGUCCUCAGAAAGUUCAUGAGGAGCAGAAACAUAGACAAGCUACUGGUAGCUCAAGUUCUGUCGGUGUGUCUAAUAACUCGAGAGAAGAGAAUUUGCCAUCUCGUCCACAGUCGAAACCCUCUUUUGCAUCUUGUUUUAUGAAGAAAUUGGAAGAUAAUACUAAUUGUACAACUGGUGAUUCAUUUAGCAAGGAGAAGCAACAACAACCUGGCCGCCGCGUUUGCAAGUUUGAGAGGAUGGAGACUCUGUUCGUUUGCAAAGAUGUGAAAAAUGUAACCUUUCUUUACCCUAAUCCCUUUUAUAAUUAUUGUUUUAUUAUAACUCUUUUUCAUUUAUUAAUUUAA